Messenger RNA from Globicephala melas (long-finned pilot whale), 3619 nucleotides. RefSeq names its product SHC adaptor protein 1 (gene SHC1). The record is from RefSeq and is a predicted model, not a curated record. Gene Ontology annotation, cellular component: plasma membrane. NCBI's taxonomy places the organism in Eukaryota, Metazoa, Chordata, Mammalia, Artiodactyla, Delphinidae. Gene Ontology annotation, biological process: insulin receptor signaling pathway; epidermal growth factor receptor signaling pathway; intracellular signal transduction. Gene Ontology annotation, molecular function: receptor tyrosine kinase binding.
GGGGCAGUGCUGGAGGCUUAGCCCCUCAGAGCCUGUGAGUCAGCACUGUCCUCGGGAUUGGUCUCUCCCCUUAGCUCCCCGCCCCUGGGGAGGAGCCAGUCAGCUCUAGGUCCAGCCUGUUCUCCUCACAGCUAGAGAAGAGGCUCCACGCUGGGCGGGGAUGGGGCCUGAAACUCUCUGGGUCUGAGCCUGGGGAGCCAGAGCCACUUGUCCCUCUCCCUCCCCAGGACCCUUGAGAUCCCUGGGCCAGAGAGGUCCGAUCAGGCUAAGGGCCUGGGAUGCCCCCUGCCUGGCCCCCUUGCCCUGACUGGCAGGGGGGCCAGGCUGGGCAGCAGCCUUCCUCUCACUCCAGCCAUGGAUCUCCUGCCCCCCAAGCCCAAGUACAACCCACUUCGGAAUGAGUCUCUGUCAUCGCUGGAGGAGGGAGCUUCAGGGUCCACCCCACCGGAGGAGCUGCCUUCCCCAUCAGCCUCGUCUCUGGGGCCCAUGCUGCCACCUCUGCCUGGGGACGAUAGUCCCACUACCCUGUGCUCCUUCUUCCCCCGGAUGAGCAACCUGAAGCUGGCCAACCCGGCUGGGGGGCGCCUGGGGCCGAAGGGGGAGCCAGGAAGGGCAGCCGAGGAUGGGGAGGGGAUCGUAGGGGCAGCCAUGCCGGACUCAGGCCCCCUGCCCCUCCUCCAGGACAUGAACAAGCUGAGUGGAGGCGGCGGGCGCAGGACUCGGGUGGAAGGGGGCCAGCUGGGGGGCGAGGAGUGGACCCGCCACGGGAGCUUUGUCAAUAAGCCCACGCGGGGCUGGCUGCAUCCCAACGACAAAGUCAUGGGACCCGGGGUUUCCUACUUGGUUCGGUACAUGGGAUGUGUGGAGGUCCUGCAGUCAAUGCGCGCCCUGGACUUCAACACCCGGACUCAGGUCACCAGGGAGGCCAUCAGUCUGGUGUGUGACGCUGUGCCGGGUGCUAAGGGGGCAACAAGGAGGAGAAAGCCCUGUAGCCGUCCACUCAGCUCCAUCCUGGGGAGGAGUAACCUGAAAUUUGCUGGAAUGCCAAUCACUCUCACCGUCUCCACCAGCAGCCUCAACCUCAUGGCCGCAGACUGCAAACAGAUCAUCGCCAACCACCACAUGCAAUCCAUCUCCUUUGCGUCUGGCGGGGACCCGGACACAGCCGAGUAUGUCGCCUAUGUUGCCAAAGACCCGGUGAAUCAGAGAGCCUGCCACAUCCUGGAGUGUCCCGAAGGGCUUGCUCAGGACGUCAUCAGCACCAUUGGCCAGGCCUUCGAGUUGCGUUUCAAACAAUACCUCAGGAACCCGCCCAAGCUGGUCACCCCCCAUGACAGGAUGGCUGGCUUUGAUGGCUCAGCUUGGGAUGAGGAGGAAGAAGAGCCACCUGACCAUCAGUACUAUAAUGACUUCCCUGGGAAGGAACCCCCUCUUGGGGGGGUGGUGGACAUGAGGCUUCGGGAAGGAGUCCCCCAGGGGGCUGCUCGACCCACUCCACCCAGUGCCCAGACCCCUAGCCACCUGGGAGCCACGCUGCCAGUGGGGCAGCCUGUUGGAGGAGACCCAGAAGCCCGCAAACAGAUGCUGCCCCCGCCACCCUGCCCAGCAGGCAGAGAGCUCUUUGAUGAUCCCUCCUAUGUCAAUGUCCAGAACCUAGACAAGGCACGACAAGCAGGCGGUGGGGCCGGGCCCCCCAAUCCUGCCGUCAAUGGCAGCGCACCCCGAGACCUCUUUGACAUGAAGCCCUUUGAAGAUGCCCUGCGGGUGCCUCCACCUCCCCAGUUGGUGGCCAUGGCUGAGCAGCUCCGAGGGGAGCCCUGGUUUCACGGGAAGCUGAGCCGACGGGAGGCCGAGGCACUGCUACAGCUCAACGGGGACUUCCUGGUGCGGGAAAGCACGACCACGCCUGGCCAGUAUGUGCUCACUGGCCUGCAGAGUGGGCAGCCCAAGCACCUGCUACUGGUGGACCCUGAGGGUGUGGUUCGGACAAAGGAUCACCGCUUUGAGAGUGUCAGUCACCUCAUCAGCUACCACAUGGACAAUCACUUGCCCAUCAUCUCUGCGGGCAGCGAACUGUGUCUCCAGCAACCUGUGGAGCGGAAACUGUGAUCUGUCCCAGUGCUCUCUCCUAGAAGAUACCCUGCGACCCCUUCCACCCUAUUGUCCAAUUCUCAGGACCUCACUUGGGAGUGUUCUGUGGGCUUGGCCUUGUGUAGGGAUGGGGGUAGUGUGGACAUUGGGUUCAGCGUCCAGCUGAGUGAGAGGGUUUGAGUCAGGAGCCAGGGGUAGAGUCCUGCUUCUCCCCAAACCUCACCAAAGUAUUAAUGUACAGAGUGGCCCCCUUCCCUGGGCCUUUCCUGUGCCAACUUGAUACCCCCUUCCCCAAGGUGGGUGCUGGAGGCCUGGGCAGUGUGCCUCCUUGUAAUGGAAAAUGUCCUGUGGUGAUAGGCCCAGUGGAGCAAUCACCCUUCCAGGGAAGGGGAAUGAAUCACACCCUUAGUCUACCCCUGGGCUCAGGGUACCCCAGACCCCUCUCAACAACCCUCCCUCCCAGCGUUUAAACUUUGUGCCUUUGACCAUCUGCUAGGUCUGAAGAUAUUUUAUGCAAAGAGUUCUUGGGCCCCUGAAGUCAAGCAUGGGGGUGCUGACACCUUGGCUUCUGGGACCCCGUCCUCUCCUUGCUCAGUACCCUCUCCCGUUUAGGUUGGGUGAACAGAGGCAGGAGUGGCAGCUGUCCCCUCUCCACUGGGAUAUGCAGCUCUUAGAGAUUGCCUCAGAGCCCCCUCCCAGCCAGUGGGGAGAUGGACCUGCCUCUUGCUCAGUGCCUCUUGGGUGGGGCCCCUCACCCCAGGGGGUCUAUAUAUACAUUUGGCAAGUCCAUCCCCCCCCCCCAUGUUGCAUGCAUGUUAUACUCUAGAGCCAAAGUACAGCCCUUCCUCCUGUAGCCUCUGCCCUGCCUCCCCCUGCUGGGGUGGUGGGGGGAUGACUGAAGUGUCAUCCUAGGUGGAUUUUGUGGAGGUGGGAACAGGGGUACUGAGACUCUAAAGCAGUAGACAAUCCCCAGAUACCAUCGGUAGAUUUGGAACUGCGUUUUUUAUUUUAUAUGCAUAUAUUUUAGGGCUGUAGAUUUACUUUACUAAUUUGUUUUCCAUAGCUUAUUCCUGAGCACAAAAUGAUAAUAAUCGAUUUAUACAUCACCUUUUUUACUUUUCAAAGCCCUUUUACAACUAUUGGCAUUUUCCUCACCCUGGCCUUUGCCGGUAGCAUUAUCUUUUCUGAGAGACCAGAGGCCGAGUGUGAGCUAGGACUAGAGAAACUUGGACCUCCCACCGCGAGGCUGGGAGGCAGAAGUUUGGCUGAAUGGAUGUUAGUUUCACACGGGGCGGGCGGGGGCGGGGGCUUGGGGACACUUAAAACCUGCAGUUAUUGAAUCCCUUCUCCAGGCCGGGUCCUGCCUCAACGACAGAGGAGCCGGCCCUGCUCUGUCAUUAGGCCUUGUGGAUAAGGGAGCGUGGACUAUCUAAAUCCUCACCUCCCUUUUUUUUCUUUUCUUUUUGUUUGGAUGUUUUCACGGGUCUCACUUAUACCAAAGGGAAAGAAUCUUCAUUAAAGUCCAUAU